Molecule: messenger RNA, 1755 nt
Organism: Pungitius pungitius (ninespine stickleback)
Lineage: Eukaryota; Metazoa; Chordata; Actinopteri; Perciformes; Gasterosteidae
Product: coiled-coil domain-containing glutamate-rich protein 1
Exons: 1
Coding region: 474-1136 (220 amino acids)
Source: RefSeq, a predicted model, not a curated record
UGGGAAGACAGAGCCACAGUCUGUGCUGGUCUGUGCUGAGUACACUCCAUUUGCUGGCCUUUAAACUGAGAAAAAAAAAUCUUUAAAUCAACUAGAAGACGCUAAAACCCCUUUCAGCAGCUCAUUUCAGUUAAUUUAUUAGAACUGUAAAGAAGCUAAUCAAGACUUUCAGGCAGGUGAAGAAGAGAUAUUUAAACAGACCUAGGAGGGCGUGACAGGGAGCAAGCCGAGCAGGCAAGCUGCUGCCGCAAGGGGAGGAAGAGCAGGCGAUGCAUCAGCCAAAGCCAGAGGUCAAGAAAAAAAGCGACAGGAUAGUGAAAAGGUAGACUCGGAGGGAGAGGAGGGUCAUUUUGUGAUCUGAGCCAGAAACCAGCCUCUCUUUGUUGUUGUGUGGGGCCAACCCGAGCAGAGAGGAGGAUGUGAGGCAGAGCAGCAGGGAGAAAGGGAGGCGACUGCAAAGAAAGACAAGACAAAUGCUCUCAGAGAUGAUGUGCAGGAGGAGCUGUCUACAACAGCAGCAGCAGCAGCAGCAGCAGGGGGGCAAAGGGGCUCCGCAGAGGGACCCUUCCAGCCGCAGGAAGCACGGCUGGUCCAAGAGCUGCAGGGGGCGCCAGCAGGGGCGCAGGACCGGAGGGGGUGGUGGAGGGUGGCCAAGAGGGCGCAAUCCCCAGCAGCACCCUCAACGUCAUCAUCCCCAUUACCAUCACCACGCACCCCGGCACUUCUCGAGGCCGGUGGGGUCACUCCGACCCGUCAACGUCAAAGGGAAUAGAGCGAGGGGGAUGCGGGCCCCCAAGAACACCAACCAGUUCCUGAUGCACGAGAAGUACCAGAUGCUGCACAUGCGCUCUGACUCGGUCGGGAGCGACAGCGGCAGCGGCUCCGACAGCGACGUGGAGCUCAGGGACAUGUACUCCUACCUGGGCGCCCUGGAGAAUGCGAGGGGAGCGCUGCAGGACAGUCCCGACCCACACGGCUCCGUGCCGCCUGCAGGUCAGACGGUGGUACUGCAGGAGGACAGCCUGCGUCUGCAGGAGGACAGCAUGCAGUAUUUCCCUUCCGAAGAUGACCUGAUUAAGAGCCAGAAUUUCAUGCAGAGGGACUUCGUCGAGUUCUGUGACAUCCUUACAUCCUGAAGGGGGACUUUCAGGGGGCCAUUUUGUUCUCCGCAGCAAGGAAACUCAAACCUCUGACAGAGUCAGGUUUGUUGCGCUUCAUGCACACAGAAAAUCUAAAAAGAAAUUUAAAAUCUCAUCCACCUUUUCAAGUUAUUUAGACUUACAUCUUGAGACUGAUUUCAAGAUGAGAUGAUUCCUGCAAAAUCGAACUUUUUUUCAAUCAACUUUCUUAAUACUCGUGCAGUUAUUGGCCUCAGUUUAUCUUUUUUGAAGAUGCUGGUUUAAAAAAACAAAACAGUCAAAUUCUCUCACCAUGUUGGUAUUUUUCUAGAUUUAGGACAACGACUUGAAUGCAAAUGUAGAUGACAUUAUUGAGAUGUUUUUUACUUUUCAUAUUUGCUUCAUGAUGUUCAAUGUGCCCAGGUGCUGUUACAGUGCUGCCUUUCUGUUGUUGUUUGUUGCACACAAAGGGAGAAGGGGAGGGUGGUGGGAGUCGGCCCGAACAGCCAAUCGGCACCGACCUGGCUGUUAGGCUGCAGGUGAUUGGCUGAUGCAGACUGUCAUUUACCAAAAAGCCAUAGACUGUAUAAUAUAAAAAAGAACGGGAAGAAAAUCCAUAAAUAAAUAUCUGAUGUAA